Macadamia integrifolia is the source of this 1802-nucleotide messenger RNA. RefSeq names its product squamosa promoter-binding-like protein 14. The transcript is spliced from 3 exons. Lineage: Eukaryota; Viridiplantae; Streptophyta; Magnoliopsida; Proteales; Proteaceae. Gene Ontology annotation, molecular function: DNA binding. Gene Ontology annotation, cellular component: nucleus. The record is from RefSeq and is a predicted model, not a curated record. Bases 384 to 1553 code for a protein of 389 amino acids.
AUUCAAGACACGCACUCACAUACACACAGGCCCUUUCUCUCUCUAGUCUCUCUCUCCUAAAUUGUUUUGGAAAGUUUUUUUUUUUUUUGGUAAAAAUUGUUUUGGAAAGUGUCGCUUCAGAGUACUAUAACCCAAGCUGGCAUGGGCCAAAUGGCGGGUGUCGGCUUUAUGGUUCCCGAACAACAUCAGCAGCAUAGAGGACGGGGAGCUGUAACCAGCAACACCCACUGUGCCGGCCUCCUUUUAUCCCAUCACUCCUUUGAGCCGUUUAAUUGCCCUCUUCUUAAAAGCCCACACAUUUUCAUUAUCCAUCGUUCUCUCUUGCUCUGUUGCCUUCCAACUUUUAUGGCUAUGGAUGGGUAGUAGACUAGAGAACACCCCGUAUGGAGAUAACCUCGAACUCUGUGGCUGCAUCUGCGGCUUCUGGUUCGUCUGAUUCUCUCAAUGGUUUGAAAUUCGGCAAGAAAAUCUACUUUGAAGAUGUGGGCAUUGGAAUCCCUGCCAAAUCAGGUUGUGGGUCGUCGUCGGUUUCGGUGCCCGGUUCUCAGGAGCCGAUGCCACCACCACCGCUGACGCUGCCGGCGCCACCGAGGAAGGGGAGAGGGGUUGUGCAAGGUGGACAGCCUCCGAGGUGCCAGGUUGAGGGUUGUAAGGUGGAUCUGAGUGAUGUCAAGGCUUACUAUUCCAGGCACAAGGUUUGUGGGAUGCACUCCAAGUCUCCUAAGGUCAUUGUUGCGGGCUUGGAGCAGAGGUUCUGCCAGCAGUGUAGCAGGUUUCAUCAGCUUCCUGAAUUUGACCAAGGAAAGCGCAGUUGUCGUAGACGUUUGGCUGGGCAUAAUGAGCGUCGUAGGAAGCCAUCACCUGGCUCUUUAUUAACUUCAAGAUUUGGGCAGCUGUCGUCAUCUUUCCAUGCCAGCAGUAGAGUUGGAGGCUUUCUCAUGGAUUUUUCAAUGCACUCAAGGUUGCCUACGAGGGAAGUAUGGCCGACCGCAAGUGACAGCAAUCGGCCUGACAACCAACCAAUGGCUACGGGGAAAUUGUUUCCACAUACAUGGCAAGGGAACCCAGAAAGUCGACCAGCUAAUGUCUUCUCUCAUGUGUCCCACACGUAUAUGCAAGGUUCAACAGGUGGAACGGCCUUCUCCAAUGCCAGAAUUCCUUCGGAUGAAUGUUUUGCUGGAGUCUCUGACUCCAGCUGUGCUCUCUCUCUUCUGUCAAAUCAGCCAUGCGGCUUCAGAAAUCAAGCAUCUGGUUUUGCGAUGGACAACUUAAAAGAUGCAGACGGAGCUUCAGUGGUUCAUUCAGUAGCACCACAUGGUGCUUUAACAAGUGAUGUAGCAAGGAACACAUGGAGUUUCAAGGGCAAUGCAGCCGGUAUUAGUCGUUCACAACAAAUGCCACAUGAUCUGGGUGUUGGACAAGUCUCGCAAUGUGUUGAUUUUCAGUUUUCUGAUGAGCUUGCGUUGGCUCAUCAGGGAAGCCGUCAAGACAUUGGACUAGGAAAUGCCAGGGCAUGUGGCUCUUCCAAUACCCAGAUGCACUGGUCUCUCUAGAGAAUAUGGAGCAGUGACUGUUCUAGUGCUUGGAUCCCCACUGUCCAUUAUCCAGGUUAGCAUGGAUGUCUAAUAAUUUCCCCUUUUGUGCUACUAGUGACACUUCAAUUUACUCAGCUAUAUUCUGAGUUUGAACCUAGUGUGCUUUUGCUAAUCAUUGGGAAAGAGGACCCUUGAUGUUUAUUAAUGUUGUCAUAACUAACAAUAUUGUCGUCGCUUUUGGAGGUUUGAAACAUGAUCACUUAGACA